Molecule: messenger RNA, 1336 nt
Organism: Arachis duranensis
Lineage: Eukaryota; Viridiplantae; Streptophyta; Magnoliopsida; Fabales; Fabaceae
Product: F-box protein CPR1-like
Exons: 2
Coding region: 59-1057 (332 amino acids)
Molecular function (GO): protein binding
Source: RefSeq, a predicted model, not a curated record
AGAUUAUAAGAAGAAGUUGCAGAAGCACACCCUGAACAAACCAAAAGAUCAAUCGAACAUGAAGAAGAAGAGCAUUCAUGACAUCCUCCCUCUUGAGUUGAUUCACAGAAUCUUCCUGAGAGUGCCGGCCAAACAUCUCGCUCGCCUCAGGUGCGUUUCGAAACUCUGGUACUCUCUCAUUUCCGAUCCACACUUUGCUGAAAUGCAUUUUCACCAUUCUCCCACUUCCACCAACGCAUGCGUCUUCGUAGAAAAAGGCACUGUGGCUUACUUUGUUGACUUAGACGCAUUAUUUAGUGACAACAAUGAUGCAUUACAAGUAAGAAAGGUGUCUCCCCCUUUCAAGUUGGAAUCACCACCUCAUUUUGAGGUCCUGGGAUCCUGCAGAGGCUUUGUUCUCUUACAUCAACACGAAAGAUUUCUUGUGGUAUGGAACCCACUGACUGGAUCCAGCAAAUUGAUAUCCUACUCUCAUAUUGCUUCUCGUUCUAAGUACAAGGACUGGCUUCCCUUGGGGCACCAUCCGUAUGGAUUUGGUUAUGAUACUUCAAAGGAUGACUACUUAGCUGUUGUACCGUGGCAGGAUAAGCAUGGCCAAGAUCACUUUGAUUGCUUUUCCUUGAGAACCAAUUCAUGGAUUGAUUUUAAUGCUGCGCUCCCCAAACCCUUGGGUUUUAGUGACUGGGAUUCAUCUGGGUUGUUUUUUAAUGGCGCUAUUCAUUGGGUGCCUUCCAUUUUUAACGAUUACAGGGAUGCUAUUCUUAUCUUUGAUCUCAAGAAAAGGACUUUUUCAAUGAUAUCUGUCCUAGAGCAACUGGGAACGAGUUCAAGGAUCUAUUUAGGUCUUGCCCUAUUAGGAGGCUGCCUAGCCUUCUAUAAUCGCGGAUUUAAUAGAGUUAAAACUGAGAUAUGGGUGAUGAAAGAAUAUAAAGUGCACUCAUCUUGGACUCUCUAUCAGAUUCCUAUCUUUGACUUUUGGCCUCUGUACUUAUCCAGUGCUAUGGAUCUUAUUGGAAAUCGUUAUAAUUCGGAGUUCUUCAUAUACAAUCUCAGAUAAGAGAGGCUCCAACAUUUUAAAUAUCCAUGUUUUCCGGGUGCCGUUCUUGAAGCAGAUGCUGUGUAUACAGAGAGUCUCUUGCUGCUCCCUAGUGACAUUAAGGAUAAAGAUGAGAAGGAGGAGGAAAAGGGCCAUCAAUUUCUCCACGAAUUUUUUCAACAACUUGAUGUUGCUAAAGGUUAGCAUCAAGGAGGAUUCAAACAAAGAAAGAAUACAAGUGAACAGCUUGACACGUUGAGAAAACCAUUUGAAAAUUGCAGAUUAAGUUUAGUCUCUUUU